UUAAUAGUAAUUUCAUCUGACACAAAAAUAACAUUGAAAUAGUGCAUAAAAUAGCAAAUAAGUUCUUCUUAACACUAUCAAACUGACCAACAGACAGUUUGUGCAAUAGUUUGUGUAAUGAACAGAGGAAAAUUAACAACUUAUACUGCUGCUUUACUGCUUUUAUUUAUUUACUGUAACUACAUCAGGAGAAGCCAUGUGAAAUCUCAUUGUACCUGAGUAUAAUGACAAUAAAUAUCAUUCAGUCAUUCACUCAUCUGUUAAUUUGAUGUCAGACUGUUUUCUGCUUGUUGCAGGACUAUCAAAAAGACAAGCCAGAAGUGAUAAAUAAGAAAAAGUUUUAAUAAUUAGGUGAAAUAACUUCUUGUCAGACAGCUCUCUAUCAGAUUAAAUUCAACAUUUAUCAGCUGAAUGACUGCAGAUAAACAUAAAUAAUAUUAGCACACUGAAAUGUAAAAUUAAACUCAGAGGAUAAACCUGGUCAUGAAAUGAACGGUUGUGACUUUAAGGCUUUACAUCAUCAUCACCAACCACCAAUGAGGGAGGACAUUGAGUUGCUUAGCAACAGAACCCAUACAAACACCAACUGUGCUCUUUGAACACAAGAGAGCUCCUUUCCACAUAUGUUUUUGCCCUACAGGUCAAGCUAGUUGUUUUUAUGUGUUUGAUAUGUGUUUGUAGCUACUUGUUUUGUUGUUGUCAGUCUUCCUGCGAUGGCUGGAAUUAUGAUGUGUGAACCGCUGGAGCUCUAUAAUCUCCUCAACCAGAGCAGCCGUGUGUCCAGGCUGGCAGAGAUCAACUACCUCUGUUUGAUUGAUGCCCGUGAAACUCAAGAUUACAAUGUGAGCCACAUCAUAACAGCUAAAAAUGUCAAGAUGGAUUCAGAAAGCACAUUUUUCCUGCCAGAGGCCGUAGAGGUCGACAGUAUGCAGCAUGUAGUGAUCUAUGACGGCGACACGAGCUGUUUACAGGAGCGAGGCAGAGCAGUCGAAUGUGCCCAGUCUCUGGCUAAAGUCAGCCUCUAUCCAGUCCGCAUAGUGAAAGGAGGCUUUCAGAGGUUUUCAGCUCUGUACCCUUUCUUAAGGACAGAGAAAAUCAUCUACACCAUCUUGGAGCUGGAAAACCUCAAGACUUAUCCAGUGGAGAUCAUAGCAGGACUGCUGUAUAUGGGUGACCAGAAACAAGCCAUGGACUCAACAAAUAUCAACAAAGACCUGAAAAUCAGCGCCGUCAUCAGCAUCUCAGAGAGUAACACUCUGGAGUCCUUAAAAGGGAACCAGAGCAUCCUUAACAUCCCUGUAGCUGACUCAGCAGUGUCUGAUUUAUAUUCAAGUUUUGAAAGGAUUUGUAGUUUUAUUGGUUCAUACAUCAACAUGGGCUCUCGUGUCCUGAUCGUUUCCAGGCAGGGCAGAAGCCGCUGCAGCGCUGUGACCAUAGCUUUUCUCAUGCACCACCUCAAAUACACACUGGAGGAGGCAUGGACGCACAUGCUAAAAUGUAAACCCAGCAUGAGGCCAAACACGGGGUUUCUACAGCAGCUGUCUGACUGGGAGCUUCACACCAGGGGAACAAAAGUGACUGAUAUCUCUGAUCCUCGUUUUUAAUAAACAGCUGAGUAUUUAUUUCAGUGUUAUUAUUUUGUACAGAGAAAGAUAAGCAGUACUGGCAUAAUAAAAGAAAAGUACAUUUGA
Messenger RNA from Thunnus maccoyii (southern bluefin tuna), 1691 nucleotides. It is a transcript of the gene styxl1, whose product is annotated as serine/threonine/tyrosine interacting-like 1. The transcript is spliced from 8 exons. NCBI's taxonomy places the organism in Eukaryota, Metazoa, Chordata, Actinopteri, Scombriformes, Scombridae. The record is from RefSeq and is a predicted model, not a curated record. Gene Ontology annotation, cellular component: mitochondrion. Gene Ontology annotation, molecular function: protein phosphatase inhibitor activity; pseudophosphatase activity; protein phosphatase binding. Bases 714 to 1604 code for a protein of 296 amino acids. Gene Ontology annotation, biological process: protein dephosphorylation; positive regulation of intrinsic apoptotic signaling pathway; negative regulation of cytoplasmic stress granule assembly.